AUGCCAAACCUCAGCAGCCUGGGCAAGAUCUGUGGCUCCAGCCGGGGCGAGGAUAUGGUGGUGAUGGACAGGGCCAAGCGCAAGAAUUCGGUUAGGCGCAUGUCGAUCAUUGAGGAUGGUCAGAUUGCUGAGGUUCUCUACCUGAUUCCGAAACAAUCAAUGAUGGAGCAGCUUCCCUUCCUGAACCCCAACGACUAUAUCCUGUGUGAGCGGAUGGUAGGCAUGCCGCCAGACAUGGGAUCAAUUGGACCAGUGGCCCAUGUUCAGGACCCUGCAGAGAAGCUGUGCAUCCAGUGCUAUAAAUGUGGGGAGCCAUGCAAGGGGGAGGUACUGCGGGUCCAGUCUAAGCACUUCCACAUCAAGUGCUUUACCUGCAAGGUGUGCGGGUGCGACUUGGCUCAGGGAGGCUUCUUCAUGAAGAACGGGGACUACCUGUGCACGUUGGACUACCAGCGACUCCAUGGCACAUGCUGCAAUGGCUGUGGGAGCUUUGUAGAGGGAGAGGUGGUCACUGCUCUCGGCAAGACGUACCAUCCAGCCUGUUUCGUCUGCACAAUCUGCAAACGACCAUUUCCUACAGGAGAUCGUGUCACCUUUAAUGGGAAAGACUGUCUCUGUCAACACUGCAUCCACCCUCUGUCCCCUACCCCCAAAGACAUCAGCAGCUCCAGCAACUGUGCAGGCUGUGGUAGGGACAUUAAGAAUGGCCAGGCCCUAUUGGCUCUGGAAAGACAAUGGCACCUUGGCUGCUUCAAGUGCAAGGCCUGUGGCAAAGUGCUGAACGGGGAGUACAUCAGCAAGGAUGGCACCCCCUAUUGCGAGAAAGACUACCAGAUCCACUUUGGGGUCCAGUGUGAGGCCUGCAAUCAGUUCAUCACAGGGAAGGUUCUGGAGGCAGGUGACAAGCACUACCAUCCCAGUUGUGCAAGGUGCAGCAGAUGCAACCACAUGUUCACAGAAGGAGAGGAAAUGUACCUGCAAGGAUCUACAGUAUGGCAUCCAGACUGUAAGAACAAUAGCAGAGCUGAAGAGAAAUACAGGCCUACCAGGUCCUCGUCUGAGAGUAUCUGCUCAAGACCUGGCUCCAGCAUCUCAGGGUCCCCUGGUCACACGAUCUAUGUGAGUACCUACAGCAACUCUGCACACUACUAACUGGAGAUGCGACUGAAGGUGACACACUGGGGACUCCAAUGAAACAACAGUGUUCUUCUUAUACUUUCUUUAUUAUUGAUUGAUAUCACUCCAAGGUGUUCCCUAUUUAUUGCGCUGUAUCAUCUGUGUUUGUUAUGUUGGGAGUAUUGUCAUGUACACUGUCCUGAGUUCUUUAUGGCUGUCUUGUCAUUGUCCUGUAUGUAUUUUGUACAAUAAACAAAUGUAAUAACAGCAUCACAGUUCUGGCUAAAUAGUAUUAUAUCGUUAUUAGGUAGUGUAGGGCUUUUGAAGUCUUGGUAGCUCUUUAGUUGUACCCUCGGUCAUAAAACAGGCUUAACAUUGUCAUUGGUAUGACAUAACACAUGAUGUGAGUAGUCAAAUCAUUUAAUCCAAUGCAACAACACAACUCAGUUCAAUAAUGUGAGCUGACAAGGAAAGUAUUCCGACCCCUUGACUUUUCCCACAUUUUGUUAGGUUACAGCCUUAUUCAAAUCUAUGUUGCUAAGUAAAUAAACAUGUCAAACUGAAAUAUCACAUUUACAUGAAUAUUCAGACUUUUUACUCAGUACUUCCUUGAAACACCAUUGGCAGCGAUUACAGCCUUGAGUCUUCUUGGGGACGAGGCUAAAAUCUUGGCACACCUGUAUUUGGGGAGUUUCUCCCAUUCUUCUCUGCAGAUCCUCUCGACCUCUGUCAGGUUGGAUGGGGAGCGUUGCUGCACAGCUAUUUUCAGGUCUCUCCAGAGAUGUUCGAUCGGUUUCAAGUCCGGGUUCUGGCUGGGCCACUCAAGGACAUUCAGAGACUUGUCCUGAAGUGACUCAUGCGUUGUCUUGGCUGUGUGCUUAUGGCCGUUGUCCUGUUGGAAUGUGAACCUUCACC
This is a messenger RNA of Salvelinus fontinalis (brook trout), 2031 nucleotides long. Its product is annotated as actin-binding LIM protein 1-like. Gene Ontology annotation, molecular function: actin filament binding. Bases 1 to 1152 code for a protein of 383 amino acids. The transcript has 9 exons. Lineage: Eukaryota; Metazoa; Chordata; Actinopteri; Salmoniformes; Salmonidae. Gene Ontology annotation, biological process: lamellipodium assembly; cilium assembly. Gene Ontology annotation, cellular component: actin cytoskeleton; stress fiber. The record is from RefSeq and is a predicted model, not a curated record.